This is a messenger RNA of Cylindrotheca closterium, 426 nucleotides long. Lineage: Eukaryota; Bacillariophyta; Bacillariophyceae; Bacillariales; Bacillariaceae. The record is from the annotation of a GenBank genome assembly.
AUGGGUGAAGAUGGUAACAUUGUAAUUCCUCCGAAACAAAUGGAUCGCAUUUUGAAUUUUGACGAGAGUUGUCUUUCUUUGAACGGAAGUGAAAGCAGGGGUGGUCGGCCGUCCGCUGCAAUUUUUUAUCCUAAUUUGCCUUGCCCUGGCGCCAUCACUUCUAAAUCUGGUUACAGCUUGACUUUCAUUGGUGGCAGCACUGCCAGCGGACAAGCUUUGCCUCCUCAUCUGCAAUUCCCAACUAGCGCUAAAAUUGAGGAGAGGGAGAAGAUGCGGAUGGAUAUUGGGAAUCACUUGAAGUUUACCAAUGGCACCUGGGGUCUUGGUAAACUUACAUCAAUGCCUGUGACACUAGGUGUGAAUGAAAAGGGGGGAAUGGACGAAGAAGAGUUUGAGAAGUUCCUUCGCAAUUCCUUCGCAAUUUGA